CACCAUCACCCAUUCACCCCCUAAUUCAUCCUUACCUUCAUUUUCACGUAAACAUUUCAACAACAAAACAAGAUUCUUCAAUGUUCCACAGACCAGGGUGUUGACUGUGUUUUCUUGAGCAUCCGAAUCUCCUUCCCGAAAACUCUUUUUUAAGCUCAAAGUUCAAACAUUUCAGCAAAAUUAAACCAACCCAUUUCCCCCAUUCAAUCAUAUUACACUUCACUUUCACUCUUUCACUUCCCCCACAAUGCCGAGUCACUCCGACUCACCCAACUCGCCCACCAACCCACUGAGUCAACUCGCUCAAAGCAUGUUCUCCGACAAUAACAACAGCAACAUCAUGCUUGCAGCCAUCGUUUCCUUGCUCCUAGUCAUUCUAUUUGUCCUUCUACUCCACGUGUACGCCAAGUGGUUCUUGUUCCAAACACAAUCACAUUCACAUGUUCGCCGCCGGCGAACUCCGGCGACCGUAUCCGGCGUUCCGGAACCUUCCCACUUCCACAACAUCAACAUAGAAGACUUGCCCAUCUGCACCAAAGGCCUCGACUCUGCAAUAGUUUCAGCAAUUCCCCUGUUUGUGCACGAAACAGAGAAAACGGAGGAAUUGGAAUGUGUCAUUUGUUUGAGUGUUAUUGAAGAGGGUGAAAUUGGAAGAAGCUUGCCAAAGUGUGGCCACGCUUUUCACGUGGAUUGCAUUGACAUGUGGUUGAGUUCACAUUGCAAUUGCCCAAUUUGUAGAGCUCCUAUUGUGAUGAGUAACAAUUCUCAAUUGGGUUCUGUUGAUGAAGAUGGUGGUGGUGGUGAUAAUGAUCAUGCAGUGAUUGAGAUCGUGGUUGUUACUCCAGGUUAUGAUGAGAUUACUGAGAGUGAGCGUGGGGAUGAUAGUUAUGAAGGUGGUAGAGUGAGUGGUUCUGUUUCUGAAACUUCUUCAUCUUUGAUUGGUUGUUCUUUGAAGAGAAUGCUAAGCAAGGUUUUUCUGUCUUCCGAUGUAAGUGAAUUAGAUGGUUCAGAAUGA
Molecule: messenger RNA, 1015 nt
Organism: Abrus precatorius (Indian licorice)
Lineage: Eukaryota; Viridiplantae; Streptophyta; Magnoliopsida; Fabales; Fabaceae
Product: RING-H2 finger protein ATL63-like
Exons: 1
Coding region: 248-1015 (255 amino acids)
Biological process (GO): protein ubiquitination
Source: RefSeq, a predicted model, not a curated record